AACGGUCAUUUUAAACAAUUAUAAGCUAAUCAUGACAACUGAAGGUCGACAAGGGAAGCGCCAAAUGCCUCCGUUUGCGCCACCGUUAUGAGAUGAAAAGUAUGGUUUUUGGAGUGUUAUUUGAUAUACCGGACCUAUUACACACUGUUUAUCUGCCUACAUUAAAAACCUUAUCCUUUUGUCCUUUGAAAAUUUCCUAUUUGCUACUAAAUAUGGUGACUUUUCACUCAUAAGUGAACCGAUGUAUAUAUAUAUACCUAAGGCCUCAGCAACUUCAAAGAAAUCUCCAAGUGGUAGUGAACUCCUGCAUAUUCGACAAGCAUUGCCUGUAUGGAAACACAAAGAUGUAGUGGUUAGUGCUAUAAUGAAAAGUGAGCACUGUGUUAUCGUGGGUUCAACGGGAUCUGGCAAAACUACUCAGAUCCCUCAGUUUUUAUAUGAAAAUAAUUUGACUACUGGAGGCAUUGUUGCAAUAACUCAGCCCAGGCGUGUCGCUGCCAUAAGCAUAGCACUGCGUGUUGCAGAUGAAGUUGGUCGUGGUCCUGUUGGUAUCGGACCAGUUGGUUACUGUGUGAGAUUCGAAGAUGUUUCAAGUGAAAAGACAACGCAUCUAAAAUACAUGACUGAUGGUAUGCUCUUACGUGAGGCUAUUCUUGACCCCGACCUUUCACGUUACAAUUUCAUUAUAUUGGAUGAAGCACAUGAACGCAGUUUGAACACUGACAUUUUAUUCGGCGUGGUUUUAUCAGCGGCUAAAAGACGCGCAAACUCCCAGUCCCUGUGGUAUAGUUCUCAGUAUAAACUUGCAAACAAUCAGUUGAAUGGGUUAAGGAAAGAUAUUCAAAAUAAAAAACCUCUUCCAUUGCUGAAAAUUAUCGUAAUGUCAGCUACGAUUGACCCAACUCCUUUCUUAAAUUUUCUCGGUCCAGAUCAUACUCAGGUUGUCUAUAUUGAGGGCCGAUUACAUCCUAUCAAGAUACUGAAUGUCUCUCAAUCCUUAACAGAUUAUGUGGCUGAUGCCGCUUCUGUUUGUUUUAGAAUUCAUAAAACGAAAAAUUGUCCUCUGGAUCGUGGUAUUUUAAUUUUCUUAACUGGUGAAGAAGAGAUUAUGCGUUGUUGUUCGCUUAUAAAACAACUCUUUCAUUCAUCAAAUAUUGAUCAUGCAAGUUCAAAUGUUGAUUCAAAAAACCGCCAACUUGUAGUAUUCCCCUUUUUUUCAUCCCUACCCCAAGUUCAACAGUUGAAAGCGUUGAACUUUUGUGAUAAUAAUGCUCGUAAAGUGAUUGUUAGUACAAAUUUGGCAGAAACUUCUAUCACAAUUCCAGGCGUACGUUAUGUGAUCGAUUGUGGACGCGUGAAAGUGAAGGAUUGGGAUCCUAAAACAGGUUUUGAAUGUUUUCGUGUCCAGUGGAUUUCGAAAAGUCAAGCAUGGCAGCGAUCAGGUCGUGCAGGACGUGAAGCAGCUGGUGUUUGUCUUCGUCUUUAUACAGAUUCAGAGUAUAAAAAUAUGCCUCUUCAACCUAGACCACAAAUAUUACGAUCUCCACUUAAUGGAGUAUUGUUGAAUCUUGUUUCAAUGAAUAUACAAAAUCCUAUUCAGUUUCCGUGGUUAUCGCCGCCCAAAGCAACCUCCAUUGACGCUGGUAUCAAAUUACUACUCCGAUUAGGGGCUGUUGAAGUGAAUUACAAUGUAGGAUCACAGUCUUCUGAGUCUGUUCAACAAUCAACACUUGUCGCAGAUACUGCUAAACCAACUGAUUCUGUACAGAUACCUUAUCAUUUAUCUCUUACUGUUUUAGGGCGACUAAUGUCAGCAUUCCCUCUGGAACCAAGAUUUUCUAGAACCUUAGUCUCCGCUGCAUACUUGGGUUGCUUGGUCGAAAUGCUUAGUAUCAUAAGUAUGCUGUACGUUUCUCCUGUAUUUUAUGUGCCAGUUGAAAAGCGCAGUGAAUUUUCAGAUGUACAGUCUAGAUUUCGGCAUCCAUCUGGUGAUCUUGUCAGUCUUCUGCUGAUUUAUCAUGGAUUUAUUAAAGCCACAAAAGAUUCUCGAUCUGAGAAAUUAGUCAACUCCGAGAUUUCUACUUCAACAAAUUUAUAUUCCUCCUCCCAAACUCCCUCAAAAGAUAAACUACGCAAGCGUAAUUCUAAGCUUCAAUGGUGUCGCGCAAACUUCAUAAAUCGAGCUCGUUUAGACACUGCUGUACGCGUACGUGCUCAGCUUAAAAAAAUCUCUCAAGGUUCGGGAUUAGCUGGUUAUUUGCGUUCCUGUGGAACAGAUACGGAGAAAGUAGUACAAUCAUUCCUCUUGUCAGGUUUUCAAGAUCAGGUUGUUAUUCUAUCUGAACUUUCAAAAAUGUCCAAAGAAAACUCGAAUCAAGUCAUAAAAGGCUCUCAACAUCCUGUAUAUGUUCAUAGUAAGAGUAAUUUGACGACUAAUUCACCACAAGAAUUAUUAAUUCACCCAGAAUCACAAUUAUAUGUAUCUUCACUCAAUCAUCCACCACCGUGUUUAAUUUUUAUUGAAGCAGUGACGAAUAGCGAUUGUAAUGUUCAGUGUAACGAUGUAGUUAGUCAAGGUGAUCGUAUUUUUAUGCGACAUGUUUCAAUAAUUGAUCAGUCUUGGCUAUCACUUACAGAAAAUAUACCUAUAUCUUCGAAUCACAUUAAUUUACAGUCAGUAGCAAAGAAAAAGUCUAUCACAUCCAACCUUUUACCACAUGGUAAAAAACGUCGCAAAAAUUCUGAUUCAGCAUCAUCACAAUCAACGUCUGAAAAUGCAAACUGCAAAACACAUACUACUACUACUAGUAGUAAUAACAAUAAUAAUAUUGAUGUAAAUACAACGCUACCAAAUAAUAAUGUUAUAUCAAACUGCUCACAAAAUACGUCUAUACCAUCAAGUCAUCAUGUGGACACACACUUAACACGUUGUCAAAGAAGGCGCCUUGCUAAACGUCGUAAACGAAAUUUAAAUCUUCAACCUGUAAAUAAUUUAGCUUAAGGAAAAAGAUUUGUUAUAUUCAAUUUCUUAAUUUCUUUCAUUCACCAUAAGAUAUAUUUGUAUAUUCUAAUAUUGAAGAUUAUGGUGAGGAUAACUUCCUGUAUUUAUUGAAAGUCUUGUGAAGUACAAAUUACACCUUUAUACAUAUACACGUAUGAUGUCUGGUCCUGAAAUAAACUAUUUUCACUGGUACUAAGUUUUAGAUAAAGAAUUACUAACC
Messenger RNA from Heterobilharzia americana, 3221 nucleotides. Lineage: Eukaryota; Metazoa; Platyhelminthes; Trematoda; Strigeidida; Schistosomatidae. The record is from the annotation of a GenBank genome assembly.